Messenger RNA from Oldenlandia corymbosa var. corymbosa, 927 nucleotides. Lineage: Eukaryota; Viridiplantae; Streptophyta; Magnoliopsida; Gentianales; Rubiaceae. The record is from the annotation of a GenBank genome assembly.
UAUGUUGAGAUCACUGAUCUACUUAAUCUUUAAGAGUGUUUUACAGCAGAUUGGAACAGUAAAAGAUCAAGCAACCAGCAUUUUCAGUUUGGAAUUUAAAAGAAAAGGCGUAUUUAGUUUGGAAAGAUGCCUCUUUACCGGAUUUCGAUAGGUACACCGGGUGAAGCAAGCCACCCGGAUGCACUUAAAGCAGCCGUAGCCGAGUUCUUCUCAAUGCUAAUCUUCGUUUUCGCCGGCCAAGGCUCCGGGAUGGCUUUCAAUAAGCUGACGUACAAUGGGUCGCCAACACCUUCUGGUCUAAUAUCAGCGGCAUUAGCCCAUGCAUUUGCACUUAUCGUGGCCGUAUCCGUUGGUGCGAACAUCUCCGGCGGCCAUGUGAAUCCGGCUGUCACCUUUGGUGCCUUUGUUGGUGGCAACAUUACAUUUAUUAGGGCCAUUGUUUAUUGGAUCGCACAACUCUUGGGCUCAGUUGUAGCCUGUUGGCUCCUCAAACUCGCCACCGGUGGAUUAGAAACAUCGGCAUUCGCAUUAUCAUCAGGGGUCACAGCGGGGAAUGCACUGGUGUUCGAAAUUGUGAUGACAUUCGGGCUAGUCUACACUGUGUAUGCUACUGCAGUGGAUCCGAGAAGGGGCAAUUUGGGUACCAUUGCCCCAAUUGCAAUUGGGUUUAUAGUUGGGGCUAAUAUAUUGGUUGGUGGUGCAUUUGAUGGGGCGUCAAUGAACCCUGCAGUUGCAUUUGGGCCUGCUGUUGUCAGCUGGACAUGGACAAACCACUGGGUGUAUUGGGCUGGUCCAAUGAUUGGUGCCACUUUUGCAGCCCUCGUGUAUGAUAAUGUCUUCAUUGUUGACAGCACACAUGAACAGCUUCCAGUCACGGACUACUAGCUCAUAGAGUGAUUUCUUCAAUUUAUUUUUGACUUUUUUUUU